GAGUUUUGAUUUCAUGUUAAAGUACAGCUUCGAUAAAGUUAUGGAUGAUGCUCAACUACUUGUAUCUCGAUUGCGUGCACGUGAAGAGUCGGUUGAUAUAUUAAGACAACAGCUAUGCAAAUUACAAGCACAGUUACUGAGUAUGCGACAGUGUCAAGAAACAAUUCUUGAGUUUGAUGAAUUCUCUAAACGGGUCUCUAAUCAACCAAAAGGUCCACUGAUUAUCUGUCUUGCAGCUGAGAACAAACAACUAGAACAGUUGAAAAUUGAAAAUAAAACAUUGAGAAAUUCCCUUGAUGAACAUCAAACUGCUUUAGAUAUGAUUAUGACUAAAUAUCGUGGACAAAUUUCUAAACUAAUGAGAACCUAUCAAGUAGAACAUCUUGUUCAAUCAGUUAUAAAUCCUGAUAACAGCGAAAAUCGGUGUAUAAAAUCUUCAUACCCGGAUCCGAAAUUAGUUAAUACACGUUCAACUAAUUCCAUUGAUUCGCAAUCUGCAUCACAGAAAUCAAAUUCCGGUAAAGUUGACGAGAUAACAGAUAAUAUAACUCAAUCAUUAACUGAACAAUUUACUACGGUAGCUUCUAUUGUCCGUGACGUUACUGAUCGUGGUGAUGCGUAUGCUGCAGAAUUAGAAGAAGAAUUACAUCGAUUAAGAUCUGAAAAUGCUGGUCUUCGAGAAAUUUUAAUGAUAUCAUCUGAUUGUUGUCCUGAUACUAAUUCUAAUGAUUAUGUUCUUCCACCUGUAUCUUUACCAAAUAAAGAUUCUAUACAACAUGAGUCAUCUUCAUUAUCAUCUAUUCAGUCGGGACGAUUUCAUUUUCUUGAUGAAGAUUCUAGUUCAAUUCAUUUGCCAGGUAUUGAUGAAUGCUUGAGUAGUGUUAAUGUCAACGAAGAUUCAUUUUUAUACAAUAUUCCUAAUCCCUCUGAUGAUAGCAGUAAUAGUGAUACAAUUAGUGGCAAUCAUUCUGACGAGGAUAGUGAUGAAGAUGAUAGUACAGUUUAUGAGGUUGCUAUGAAACAAAUGAUUAACUCUCUAUAAUUUUCUUGUUCGUUUGUUGUCAUGAAUUUCAUUAGCUUUUAUCUUAUUAAUAAUAUUAUUUCUUAUGUUGAAUGAAUGCCUUAUAUCGAAUGAAAAUAGUUUCCAACAUUUAAACAUUUCGUUUACAAUUUAUCUUCUCGUUUUUUGACUGAGAGAUUUUUAUUGUCCGGUUUAAAAUAAGUAAAUAAUUUAUGUGUUUGGUAUUGGAGAAAUGACCAAUUCCCAAGUUAAUAUACUCAUUUACAUAAAAGAACAUCACAAAUUGAAAUAGUGUGUACACCAUUUUUCCUAAAAACAAAGUCGAUUUAAGUAAUUCCUUCCUAAUACAGAACCGAAAAAUGCUUCAAAUAACACUAAAUAUUGCUUAUUAAUUUCUGUGUUUAUUGUAAACAUUCUAAAUGAAACUGUGUUAUUUGUAAAAAAACAACAACAAUCGAUUGGUUUCUAUUGAAUAGUUAAAUUGUGAAAAUACUAAAACAAUGAUCGAAUGCAUUGCAUUAUCCUUUUUGGCAAUGUGAAUAACACGUAUUUUACAUUUAAAUCUAGAAUAUAAAGAAUUAAUGAAUUUUAUUAGCAUCUUACAUAUUUAUGUGAUUGACAAUUUCAAUUAUUAACGAAAUAAAACUAUUUUAGGUGUGUAUUGAAAAGAAAAUGUUAGUGUAAAUGUAUGAAAUGUUGUUCCUCGA
Molecule: messenger RNA, 1728 nt
Organism: Schistosoma spindalis
Lineage: Eukaryota; Metazoa; Platyhelminthes; Trematoda; Strigeidida; Schistosomatidae
Source: the annotation of a GenBank genome assembly